CGUCAUGAAAUCGUCAUUACUAGCUUUCGCACACACACGUUAGAAUGAAACGUUUGCCUUCCCAUCGAGUCGUCAAUAUUUUAGGCAUCGUUCUCACCAUGACAUCGGACCUCCUCUCCGUGUCCGAGACUCCGAGUCUAGCUUCUGCUUCGCUUCGCUGCGGCAACUAGCCGUCCUGUUGACCGAGAAGGUUAAAGUCUGCUAGGUAGUGUCAUAGACCUCUUUAACACCAACCAUGACCCCACUUCCCUACACUAUCAUUGGGACGCCAUUCAGUACCUUCACCCGAUCUAUCACUCUCGGGUUGACUCAUAAGGGGAUACCCUUCAAUCAAGUUAGAUGCGUUCCACACUCAGACAAAGCAUAUGAAAACCAUCCAUUCGGGUUCCUGCCCACCCUGAUCAUCCACGAAAUUGAUGGCAAGGCGGUCAACCUGAAGUUGCGCGAGAGCGCAGCCAUUGCACGCUUCAUUGACAGGGUUACACCAGAACCAUCUUUGCAUAUUUCCCCGGGUCACGGGAAGGCCAUCAUCGAGGAACAGAUGUGGGAGUUUGUGAGUCUUGCUGGCGCACAUGGUUUCCCUGCAGUUGAGAAAGGGGUCGUGAAACCGCGCGUGGCUGCUACCGACGCAGGCAAACUUACAGACUCUGAGGUUCGCGAACAAAUAAAACCAGCUGUGGCGCAUCUUCGCAAACUGCUUGGUAAAAUGGAAGAACUCAUGGCAGACGAUGGCUAUGUGUUCGGAAGCCAGCUGAGCUGGGCAGACUUCUUUUUGUUCCCGCUUCUCGCAGACCUGAAAGCAAUUCCGGAGGGCGAAAUACUUUCGCCCAGGAUGCUGAAAUGGAUGGAGCAAAUGAACAAAUUGGAGGCAGUCCAGGCCACCACUCCGGGUACCUUGAGUGUUGGUGCAAGACCCCCUUAAUCACCCAACUUGAAUCAGUGCAGGAAUUUGUUGUGAAGCUAAAUGGAGUCCGAGUCCUUUGUAGAUAGACAAGUCAUCUUUCGAUCUAAACAUGAUAUGUAGAACUAUCCAGGCAAUCUUGUGUUGACAUGCUGUAAAUUGUAAAUCAUAAUCA
Suillus clintonianus is the source of this 1076-nucleotide messenger RNA. RefSeq lists its product as uncharacterized. The transcript is spliced from 3 exons. Gene Ontology annotation, cellular component: cytoplasm. The record is from RefSeq and is a predicted model, not a curated record. Lineage: Eukaryota; Fungi; Basidiomycota; Agaricomycetes; Boletales; Suillaceae. The coding region runs from base 236 to 922 and encodes 228 amino acids.